AAGAACAAGAAUGAUAAGUCAGGUUUCAAUCAUGUCAAGCGGUGAUGACAAAUCAACCACUAGAAGACACCAUGUGGAUGAAUCUCUCAUGCUCAAAGCAAUGCAACAACAAUUUCAGAGGUUGGACAUCAUGUUUGGUGAGAUUAGAGACAAAAUGCAGAAGCAAGAUGCAGCUAUAGCCAAUUUAUACCACAUACAAAAUGGAAGUCCGAAUUUGUGUAGGAAUGAUGCUAAUGAUGAUCUCAAUGACGAUUAUGAAGAUGCAUUCAACAAUGAUGCCCAAAACUCAAAUUUCAGCAUGGACAGAUUUAUGAGACGUAGAGGGGGUCAAAAAGGCAAAAAUGAUCCAGAUGUGUAUUUGGACUGGGAAAAGAAGGUGGAAUUGGUGUUUGAUUGCCAUAACUAUUCUGAGGAGAAAAAGGUGAAACUAGCAGCGGUGGAAUUUACUUAUUACGCUGUGAUGUGGUGGGAUCAGCUUGUGCUUAGUCGACAUAGAAAUCGAGAGCGUCCUGUUGACACUUGGGAGGAGAUGAAUGCUGGCCUUACUCAAGGGUCCAAAAGCGUUGAGGAUUAUCACAAAGAGAUGGAAAUCGCAAUGGUUAGAGUGAAUGUGGAAGAGGACAGAGAAGCAGCUAUGGCAUGGUUUCUGCAUGGCUUAAAUCAUGAUAUAACUAAUGUGGUGGAGCUGCAGCAUUAUGUGGAAUUAGAAGAUAUGGUGCAUAUGGCGAUGAAAGUAGAAUGGCAACUCAAGUGUAAAGGAGCCACCACCAGAACUAGGCAAAAUUCAGGUUCCUCAUCUUCUUGGAGACUGAAUUGGAUCAAAAAGGAAGAAAAUUCUGCUUUUAAGCCUAAAAUUCCAACAUCUAAGUCAAAAGAAGUUGGCAACAAUGAGAAGACUAAAACAGAUAAUACGCAAGGCAGAAACCGAGACGUCAAAUGUUUUCAAUGCUUGGGAAGGGGGCAUGUUGCAUCGCAAUGUCCUAAUAAGCACACAAUGAUCUUGAGCGAAGAUGAAGAAAUUGAAACCGAGGGUGAAUCUGAUGAUGAAUCUAUGCCACUAUUAGAACAUGCUAAUAAUGGUGUGGAAUAUGCCGUUGAUGGAGAAUUGCUCCUCACCAGGCGAGUUUUGAAUGUGCAAGCCAAAGAAGAUGAUAAAGUACAACGUGACAAUAUAUUUCACACGAGGUGCCAUGUCGAAAACAAGAAUUGUGAGAUUGACACAAACUGUGUAAUUUAGCAUAAAUGACCUCAAUUAAGCUUCUCUUGAACCUGAAUGAUGUUUAUCAUGCCUUGAUAAUCAUCCAAGCUUCGAUUUGCUUGUUGUAUGUUGUUUUCAACCCACAUCUGCUCAAUAAGGCCAUUUAAAGCUUCACGCAUCUUCUUAGCUCUAGCUCGCAUGACUGGACCUCCUUGGGUGUGUAGUGGAUCACAUGACGUGGUAGAUAUGCUGUCGUCU
Rubroshorea leprosula is the source of this 1456-nucleotide messenger RNA. Lineage: Eukaryota; Viridiplantae; Streptophyta; Magnoliopsida; Malvales; Dipterocarpaceae. The record is from the annotation of a GenBank genome assembly.